Messenger RNA from Lodderomyces oxycetoniae, 768 nucleotides. RefSeq names its product pyridoxamine-phosphate oxidase (gene PDX3). The record is from RefSeq and is a predicted model, not a curated record. Lineage: Eukaryota; Fungi; Ascomycota; Pichiomycetes; Serinales; Debaryomycetaceae. The transcript has a single exon. Gene Ontology annotation, molecular function: FMN binding; pyridoxamine phosphate oxidase activity. Gene Ontology annotation, biological process: pyridoxine biosynthetic process. The coding region runs from base 1 to 768 and encodes 255 amino acids.
AUGACCUUAACCUCAGCGUCAUCAUCCGCAUCGUCAGCAUCGUCAAACAAAACUGCCAAGGAUCUGGAAUCUACAUCUACAACAACUCAACAACCAAUUAUAUUUGCACCCGACACGUAUCAAUAUACUAAAGGUAGUUUGAAUGAAUCUCAAAUCGCAAGUAAUCCCUUGAAACAGUUUAAUAUCUGGUUUAAAGAGGCUCAAGAUCAACUUCCUAAAGGUUCAGAUACUAUCGUUGAGGCAACUGCUUUCUCCACUGCAAGAUUACCCAGUGGUAGAGUAUCGAGUCGUAUUGUGUUAUUAAAAGAGCUAGACAAGUAUGGUUUCUUGGUUUAUUCCAAUUGGGACUCUUCCAAAAAGGCUCAGGAUUUCAACAGUAACAAGUUUGCCAGUUUGACCUUUUUUUGGCCUCAUAUACAGCGUCAAGUUAGAGUUGAAGGUAUAAUGGAGCAUGUCACUAGAGAAACAAGCGAGCGUUACUACAAAACAAGACCAAGAGGGUCCAAGAUUGGUGCGUGGGCAAGUCCACAAAGCUCCAAGAUCACUUCAAGAGACGAUUUAGAUAAGUUGAACAAAGAAUAUGAGUUAAGAUUUAAGGAUUUGAAAGACGACGAAAUCCCAUGUCCCGAGUAUUGGGGUGGAAUUAGAAUUGUACCUUUGGAAAUUGAGUUUUGGCAAGGCGGAUUGAGUAGAUUACAUGAUAGAAUUAGCUUUAGAAGAGAUGAUGUGAAGACUCCAGAUUGGCAAAUAAUCAGGCUAGCUCCAUAA